Messenger RNA from Daphnia pulicaria, 4740 nucleotides. RefSeq lists its product as uncharacterized. The transcript has 3 exons. The coding region runs from base 1 to 4464 and encodes 1487 amino acids. The record is from RefSeq and is a predicted model, not a curated record. Lineage: Eukaryota; Metazoa; Arthropoda; Branchiopoda; Diplostraca; Daphniidae. Gene Ontology annotation, biological process: DNA integration. Gene Ontology annotation, molecular function: nucleic acid binding.
AUGGCUACGGCGGCUGACGCAAUGGACGCCGCGACCGCUGCAGCAGCAGCUGCAACGGCCGCAAAUUCCCGCAUGGACGCCAUGGAGCAAAAUCAACUCACGAUGACCACCCAGCUGGCUGGCAUCGCUCAACAGCUCCAGGCGUUGCUCGGCGGCGCCGGCAGCAGCGGUGGCGCUGGCGGAGGUGGCAGCAGCGGUGGCGGAGGCGGCAGCAGCGGUGGCGCUGGCGGAGGCGGCAGCAGCGGUGGCGCUGGUGGAGGCGGCGGUGGCGCUGGCGGAGGCGGUGGCAGCGCGGGUAUCGUCCCGCCCCCAGCCCCUAUGAUCACGCCUCAGCGACGCCGUAUCGACCCGUCCUGUCUGGACAAAUUGCCUGGCGACGCGUCGCUCUCCCAGCUUCGUGCUUGGACAAAUCGAUGGAACGAUUUCAGCCAAUUGAACCAGCUCAGCGCGUAUCCGAUCAACGAGCAGAUGGCCGCCUUUCGGAUGGUCCUGGACCCUGCUAUGCACCAGGUCGUCGAGGUGGCGCUCGGCAUAUCUCCGACGUCAAUGGCGACCCCGGCCGACGUCCUCGGCCAGAUAAGGGACUACAUCCGGUCAAAACGCAACAUAGCUUUGGACAGAGUCGCCUUUGAAGAAUGCAAACAAGGUACGACGGAAACUUUUGAUGAAUUUUAUAUUCGGCUCAAGAACCUCGCGGAAGCUGCCAACCUCUGUAUCGCCUGCGUGGACGAAAGAAUGGCGACGCGCAUAAUGGCAGGCAUCCGUGACGCGGAAACAAAGCGACGUCUGUUGGCCAUCAGUCCGUUCCCCACGGCCCAGCAGACCAUCAACAUAUGCCGUAGUGAGGAGUCGGCACGGGCAAACGAGAAAUCUUUGAAUAGCCCAGUGUCAGUAGCCAAAAUACAACUCAAGCACCAGCGGCAGUUCCGGCAGUCAGAAGCCAACAAGUGUCGAUCGUGCGGCCGCCCGGCCCAUCAUUCGGAUGAACAGUGCCCGGCAAUCGGGAGGCAGUGUCAUAGUUGCGGACAGGAGAACCAUUUCGCCCCAUGCUGCCCAACGAGGUCAAGAUCGGGCGCUGGUCACCAGGCUGGCGGAAGCGGCAGCAGCGGUGGCGCUGGCGGAAGUGGCAGCAGCGGUGGCGCUGGCGGAAGUGGCAGCAGCGGUGGCGCUGGCGGAAGUGGCAGCAGCGGUGGCGCUAGUAAUCGUGCCCGCAUCAACAUGAAGCGCGUGGUGGUCGGCAACGUGAGCACAUCCCGACGACGGCAACCGGCACCCACCAUUCCAAUGCAAAUUUGCGGCCCAACCGGAAAUGUGAUAGCAACCAUACCGGAGGCGACGCCAGAUAGUGGAGCAGAAGCUACCGUUGCCGGCAUGGAGGUGCUGCGCCAGUUGGGGCUAUCGGAGCAGGACCUCUCGCACUGCCCGUUCGAGCUUGUGAUGGCGGACAAAUCGACUCCUCUCCUCGCAGUGGGAGAGAAGGAAUUUUGCGUCAAGUACGAAGGAGGGACGGCAACCAUAACCAUUCUAUUCAGCCCAGACGUAGAGGGACUCCUCGUCGCCUGGCAUGAUUGCAAGGCUCUAGGAAUCCUUCAUGAAGACUACCCCAAACCAAUCCGGAAGCCAGCUACGGGCCCUAUCCCGUCGCACCCCACCGUGGACGAUGUCAAGCGGAUCGAGGAGGCCAUUGCAGACGGUUAUGCCGAUGUGUUCGACCAAUCGGGUAUUCUAAAGUGCAUGGAAGGCCCGGAAAUGACAAUCGAGCUCAAGGAUGAUGCCGAGCCAUACCAUGUCAACGGGGCCCGACCAAUACCCUUCGCCGAUCGGCCGGAAGUAAAACGCUUGCUGGAUGAAUACGUGGCUAAAGGUAUUAUUACCCCCGUAACGGAGGCCUCAGAAUGGGCAGCCCCCUUAGUAGUCACUCGUAAAGCGGACGGGUCCUUGCGCUUAUGCAUAGAUCACACCAAGCUGAAUCGCCAUGUCCGCCGGCCGACACAUCCAACCCGCACUCCGCGGGACGCCGUCGCUGAAAUCGCUGGAGACGCCAAAUUUUUUACAUCCUUCGAUGCAGCCAAUGGGUAUUUUCAAAUUCCCCUCCACCCGUCGUCGCAACAUCUAACCAUAUUCAUGACGCCGUGGGGCAGGUAUAAAUUCCUCAGGGCAUCCAUGGGGCUUUGCAGCUCCAGUGAUGAAUAUAACCGGCGCGCCGACGUCGCCUUCCAGGGCGUCCCCCAUACCGUCAGGGUCGUCGACGACCUUCUCCGCUUUGACUCCGCGUUUCCGGAACACGUCGCCGGAGUCUGUGCCGUCUUGUCAGCCGCUAGGAAGGCCGGCAUCACCUUCAGCCGGAAAAAAUUCUGCUUCGCCCAGCAACAGAUCCAGUGGGUUGGAUACCAAAUACAGCCAGGUGGCGUCACGGUCGACCCUGUUGAGCAGCUCGCCGGAUUUUCUACGUCAGUUGCCGCAGCCAAGGCGCCUCUCCGCCCCCUGUUGAGUGUCAGAACACCUUUUGAAUGGACCGCUGACCACGACACAGCCUUUUCCGCCGUCAAGCAGGCGCUGUUAGCGCCGCCCGUCCUGGCACAGUUUGAUCCAUCGCUGGAAACGUCCCUCCAGGUGGAUGCAUCGCGGAAACACGGCAUGGGAUAUGCCCUCCUGCAGCUACACGGGUCUACAUGGAAACUGGUCGACGCCAACUCCAGAUGGUGUACCGACACAGAGUCCCGCUACGCCAUUGUGGAGCUGGAACUGGCCGCCGUCGAGUGGGCCAUGAGGAAAUGCAAACUAUACCUACUCGGCCUGCCUAUGUUUCGCCUGAUCGUCGAUCAUCAGGCCCUUGUCACCAUCCUAGACAAGUAUACCCUAGAUGCUGUGGAAAACCCGAAGCUGCAGCGCCUAAAGGAACGCCUUUCGCCCUUCGUGUUCACGACGGAGUGGCGCAAGGGCCGCGAUCAUGCCAUUCCAGACGCGCUAUCCCGUGCGCCCGUGCACGAUCCCGGUCCAGACGACGAAGCCGUCAACACCGACGUCCAGUCAUUCGCGCAAAGGAUAAUCGUACGUCAAGUCAACAUUAUGCAGCGGGAGGACGAAGAGCUAGAGCCCGUUGAGGACCCCCCGCAUUUACCAGAUCCUUUACUGGAGGACCUCAGGGCUGUAGCCUCAACAGACGCCGAUUACUCAGCGCUUAUUACCGCGAUCUCGCACGGUUUCACCACCAACAGGGAGCGCACAGCCCAAUGCGUUCGGCAAUAUUGGAACAUCCGGACGGAACUGUCCGUGGAGGAUGGCCUCGUCUUGUUCGGUCGACGGAUUGUCAUCCCCAAACCAGCCCGCCGCGACUUACUACGGAAAUUGCAUUCAGCUCAUCAAGGGAUAGUGCGCAUGAAGCGGCGCGCCCGACAAACUGUAUUCUGGCCCGGGAUCUCAAACGACAUAACCAUGUUAGUGGAGAGUUGUGGUUCAUGCCAACAGCGACUCCCAGCUCAACAACAGGAGCCUCUGAUGCGUGAUCCCCUGCCCUCUCGUGUUUUCGAAGAUGUCUCGGUCGACCUUUUCCAGUCUGGUUCGCUUCAUUUUCUCGUCUAUGCCGACCGCCUAUCUGGAUGGCCAAUCGUGCACCAGUGGCGCCACGACCCGUCCGCUCGCGAAGUGACCCAGGCGAUAGUCGAGAACUUCGUGGAUCUCGGUGUCCCGGUCCGCCUGCGGUCAGAUAACGGCCCACAAUUUGACUCUAAUCUCUUCCAGACGAAGCUACGGCAGUGGGGCGUUCAAUGGGGAAAUUCGACGCCCGAAUAUCCACAAAGCAACGGACACGCGGAGGCGGCGGUUGCCGCCAUGAAAGAGCUCGUGACAAAAAUUUCGCCUAACGGCGAUAUCUCUUCCGACGAAUUUUCUCGCGGGAUGCUGGAAUUCAGGAAUACCCCAAGGGAGAACGGUGUGUCGCCAGCAGAAAUGGUUUUUGGCCACCCGCUGCGGUCCAUCAUUCCGGCUCACCGGUCGUCGUACGCCGCACGCUGGAGGACUGUCAUGGAAGGAAGGGACCGCCAGGCAGAAAUCGACGCCGGGGUCAAGUUCCGGUACGACGAACACGCACGGCCUCUGGCCCCACUUCCUUUGGGGACCCACGUACGGAUUUGGAACCCCAAAUCCAAGUUAUGGGACAAGAUGGGAGUCAUUGUCAGUGUCGGGCGCUAUCGCUCCUACCGCGUCAAAUUCGCAAGCGGGAGCGUCUUAUGGCGAAACCGCCGUUUCCUACGCCCAAUGAUCGCCGCCACGCCAGCCGACGAAGACGGAACCGACGAUGGAGGAAAUCGGGGUACAGACGCCAGCACCGCGGAUCCUGAUGGAAAGGAGAGCGACAGCGUAUCCAUCGACCACAGCCGUCCCGGGGAAAUCACCGACAGCGGCCAGCCCGCGCCUCGGCGAAGCGGCCGGAUUCCAAAGCGCCGAGUCAUGUUCGAUAUCUAGUUGCAAUGCCCGCCUCGUCCAAGUACCCUUCCCGCCUCAUUACCAUCCCCUGUGUUAAGUGUGUUAAGCCGUUACGUGCAUUUUGUCAAUGAUGUAACGUCUUGGGAAGAGUUGUUGUGUAUGUGUAUCAGUGUUGUCAAGCUGCCCGCCAGGUGGCGCAGGGUGCGUCCGAGGCGCUCGGUGUGGAAGCCGUGUGCGGGCAGUCUCGCUUACGCUUUCGUGUGUUAAAGAUCUACGUCUCAUGUGCGACUCAAUACAUUCGUAUUUAACAAGGAC